Molecule: messenger RNA, 2233 nt
Organism: Paramuricea clavata
Lineage: Eukaryota; Metazoa; Cnidaria; Anthozoa; Malacalcyonacea; Plexauridae
Source: the annotation of a GenBank genome assembly
AUGUUAUUUCAUGAUGAGAACACAAACGAAGGCAUUGAAUAUGUGAUGGAAGAAAUUAACAAGUAUGUACCAUGUUCUGGUGAUGAAGAAGAGAAAGCUUAUUUGAUGAGCCAAGGAGUAGUAGGUGACCAAUUGUCAAUUGAGCGUGGAAUAAAUCAUCUCUUGCAAGUUGCUAAUGGUCUCAAUCCCGAAGAAAGGAAAGAAGGACUCCACAUGGAGAUAGCCGAUUUUCAUGCGCAGAUGAAAUUCUUACAGGUACAUGACUGUAUAUACAGUAUGUACAGUACUGUAAUUAACCCAUUAAUACCAAAUGGUUUUCCAUACAGGAUAGCAUCAUACCUGCACACCGGAUGCUGUAAGACUUUUGGAAAGCAUAAAAACACACAAGCCAGAGUCAAGUGUGUUUUUGCACUUUCUGAAAGUCGAGCAACAUCCCAAGUGCAUGGACAUUGCUAUUCUGCACGGAAAACUAUUUGGUAAAUGUUUUAAAAAUUAACUACUGAAUUAUAGUGAACCAACGGGUAAUUCAUUCAAAUUUUGCUGGUAUUACAUGUAUUGAGAGAAGUAUAUUAAAAACUGUGUGAUGAGGGAUGUUGCGAGACUUUCGGAAAGCGUAAAAAUACUGAAGCCACAGGCGAUUGCACUUUUACGCUUUCCAAAAGUCUCGCAACAUUCCUCGUGCAAGGAUCAAGCAAUCCUGUAGACGGAAAACCAUUUGGUAAUUGUUUUAUAAAAUACUACAGUGAAACAAUGACAUUUUGAGAAUCCCACGAAAGCAUUUUAAUUUCUCGUACAGGAUAGCCUGAUCCUGCACGGUUAUUGACCAAUCAAAUUGCAUGUUUCACUGUAGUUAAUAUAUAAACCAAUUUUCAUGUGACAUCCAUGUUGACAAAAAUGGCACUUGCUUAGCGUGUUUUGGAUACGGCUGAAAACCUGGAAUUAUUGUACUCUGACACAAUUGCAUACUACAGAACCUCGAAUGAUGUUGCAGUAUUGCUGUAACAUACUGUAACAGUUGCAUAUUCUUUGAAUUUUGUUAUUUUAGGUUGCAUUCGACUAUUUCUACCAUCCAGGUGCUACCUCUGAUCAAUGUACCCUGUUUUCAGACCGGAAUUUGAUCAACAGAAGAAAUGUGGUUGAAGAAGUCAAGCAUAAGUUUAGUGCCUGCAAACAAUUCUUCAGCAUGGAGAUUGAGGCAAGAGUCGUUGCUGCAGCAUUAAAUAUCUUAGAGAUGAAUACUAUUGAUGAUAAACCUGCUGAAAAUUUCAUGCCACCUUCUCUAGAAACAGCUUCUUUGGCUACCAAAAGAGAGUUUCUCAAAGACUUGUCUUCAAGAAUUGUUGAUAAAUUCAUUUUGCAUGAAGAUAAAGUAAAUACUUUGAUUAAACAUUUGGAGAACAACAAAGGAUCUUCAGACUCUAAUGGCCGUUACCCAUGCAGGUAUCCAGGAUGCACUAAGACAUUCAGUCAUGAUGGUAAGAGACGCAUAUCACAUGAAAAGACUCAUGGACUGCAUGAACAAACAUCACAGUCAACGUUACACAAUGAUACAUCAAUUGCAUCAAAAAAUCGAGAUGACAUGUUGAAUUAUCAGUAUGCUCUCCUCGAGUAUGGAAUGCUGUUCUUAAAUUUCUGUGAUGCUUUGUCUGAAGGAGACGGUGAGCGGAUAAUCCGAUGUUGGAAAUUCUUUCUUCUCUUUUUAAAAAAUGAUGGCCAAAGAGGUUGUAAGUAUGCAUUAGAAGGUCUCACAAUCCUAUGCCAGAUAUAUGCCCUACUUUCUCCAAAAGAUGCCCACAGGUUAAUUUGGAACCGCUCUGUUAAAGCCAAAUAUGGCCUAGGGGGUAACAUUCCUCUCGAUCUUGCUUUGGAACAUUAUAACCGAGUGUUAAAAGAAGUCAUUAAAAAGAUGGGACCGAAUGCUUCUAGUGAAAAGGCAGCUAACCGUUUCUGCAAGUCGAUUACAGUUACCAAACAAUUAAUGGACAAUUUUGACCAAGACUGUACGCUGUUUAGACGAUCUGGUCAUCAUGUUAAAAAAAGGGAUAUCAAGGACUUGCAGAAAGUGGUAGGGGAGUUGGUAAAAUGUGAUGCUUUUACUGAACAAUCCAACAGAAAAUACAAGAAAUUUGCCAUCAUUCCACCCUCACUUUUAGACAAAUUUGAUUUGCAAUCAAUGUUUAAAUGGUUAAAUGAACAUAAGAAAUCAAUUUUCUUACACAAAACUGCUAGGUAA